Orbicella faveolata is the source of this 1941-nucleotide messenger RNA. Its product is annotated as turripeptide Ici9.2-like. The record is from RefSeq and is a predicted model, not a curated record. NCBI's taxonomy places the organism in Eukaryota, Metazoa, Cnidaria, Anthozoa, Scleractinia, Merulinidae. Gene Ontology annotation, molecular function: protein binding.
UUCCGGGAAAAUCUUUUUGUUUGCACUACUUUAAGGAAAACCACGGGAAAAUAUCUAUCGUUGUAUAGCUAAUAAACUGCAAAAUCCGAAAAUAUCAUUUUUUUUUUCUGCCGUUGGUAGGCUCGCGCAAGCCUUUAAGCGCAAAACUGGGCGUACCAGAAUUAUCACUCAGCGUUUCCGCUGACAUCCCAGUAAACUGACUGGCCCCGGGUUGUUCAAAAGGUGGAUAACGCUAUCCACCGGAUAAAUCACUAUCCAGUGGAUAGUGUGGUUUGUUUUGUUAACAGCUAUCCACUGGAUAGUGAAAAACCAAUAUAUAAAAAACGUAUUUCGAUCAACAAUGCUGUAGCUCAUUUUGAAACGUUCUUUUUAAUUCAGUCCGCUUAUAAGCUCCCCUGGAUAUAAGCCCCUACAUUUAUAAGCCCAUCCGAAACUCCUUACGAAGUUGUAUAGGCCCAGGGCUUAUAAGCGACAUUUUACGGUAUUGUCUUUUGCUUGUUGUGUGACACGAGUUCACAGUCUGAAGCGAGUUUCUUACAUAGCUUUCAAGAGAACGCUGUCGGUGCCGAGAGAUGAACAGAAGUUUCCUUAUCGUUUUCAUCGCAUUCACAGAAUUAACCUUUGCAGUGGCGUCAUUCUCAAAUGACUGUCCGGAGAAAUGCGACAUAACUUACGACCCUCUGUGCGGAAGUAACGGCCGAACGUACAAGAACAGCUGCCACAUGGCGCGCGACAACUGCUUUGCAAAAACCAAGGUGGUGGAGAUUCACAAAGGAGAAUGUUUAAAGAGUGAAGAUGAUAAAGCAGAAGAGAUACAACCGUACAGCUGUCUGAGGGUCGGCCGUGGAAAGUAUCUCAAGUGCUGAAACGAAAUAUCGCAGGAGCAGUUAUUAAGGGGUUAAUAGCACUGGCGGCCCUACAAAAUUCUACUGAAGUAUUCAAUACUUGCGGCAUGUCGCUAUUCUGCCUACAAGAGAUUUUACUUUAACACUACAAUUAAUGACGCAACUUCGGUUAAAAUUUCUGGAAUUUGAAUAAUUCAGACCUUGAUGAUGUAAUCAAUUGAAAUGCCUAUGAAAACGGUGAUGGUAAAACUGAAAAAGACGCGACGAAAAGCUGACAAGAAAUAUUUAAAUUUCCUUGAAUUUUCCCCAGGUACGUAGUGUUCCAGCGCUGAACUAAAAAAAAAAUAGUUGCUUUGGUUGGUCUUCUUGCUAAUUCCUAAGAUUCCAAAGCCUGUAAGAGAUUAUAUCUGAAGAGGUGAUAAAAUAAAUAUAUCUUGAUUUGUUUGAACUGUUAUUAACUUUGAGUGGAGACUUAACACUUAGUAGUCAGUACAAGAUAACACGAUAUCGCACGGUGUAUAUGCAAAAAUUUCUGAUCCACAAUUAAAGAGCAAACUCAGUUAGGAAGGUUUUAUAUCACUCCAGACCAUUUUCAAUUAAAAAAAGAAUAAGUAUAAACAUUUGGUUUCAAUCACGCACUAAAGCUCCAGCCGGCACUUAAAUAUCGUCCUUUAAUGGGCUCAUGACUGAAUGUUCACACUGAGGACCUGCUAAAAGCUUAGUCAUAUGUCAAAUGCACUUUCGUGACAACCUAAAGUGGCUUUUUUUUCUCUUGUAGAAGUGGGUAUUGCAAACUCACGUUUCGCGAUUUGCGCUCACAAGGAACUACAUAUCGAAUAUUGCACUCUGUUACCGACGUUUUACGUCUAAUGCCUGAAUUAGAAAGUUUUGUGGUUAUCUUCACAGACGUAAAAAGGCGUUUUCCUUUACUCACCGUUGCCUUCGUGCGUGCGGUCGCAACAUCGCUCUCGUGCAAACACGAAAACCGGACGAUUUGAUUCAAUUCUUUAUGUUACAAGCCCUUGAAAUUAAGUGCUCGAGAUGGAAAUUUCGCAUGGGAAAAUUAUAAUCGAUUUAUUAAGGUGGGCGUAAAUCA